AUGUCUGCUAAGAACGAUGGCCUUGACAUGUCAAAUUUGUCAGCAGACACCCGGACUUUAUACAGUCCUGGCCGCGAAGAAUUCGAAAUCCUCCAAGCUUACAAUUCUUUGAUCGAGGCCGGUGGUCGACCGGUAUGUCCGCUCGGUGAGACAUCACUCAUAUCUAAACAUCCCGGGCGAUACCUCGAAAUACUGGGCCCAUGGGUGAAUAAGCCUUUGGUCAAUCUGCCAAUAGAUUGGAAAGGAAUAUUUGAGCAACAAUUGUCCAACUGGCAUUUUUUCAGGGCUUGGCAACGAUCCAACAGGCAGUUGGAAGCGUUGCCAGACAUGUGUACGUCAGACGCACCGUUGCAUGACUGUAGCGAUGGAGGAGAUCACUCCUCAUAUAGGGGCGGCUACAGCUCGAGAGCGGCAAAGUUGGAAGCACAUUUGGCCAUGGCAAGAAGACGACUAAGUCACUGUGGAUUUACCAAGUCGUUCACUUUCGACUUGGACUUUGGAAGACAGGACGAGUGGACGACUUGGAUCGAGUACUUGAGUUUCGAGUGCUAUUGUUGCGACUUGCAUUCUCGAUCUCCACACCUCAAGCCAACCUCAUUACAUGAUGUAGAGUCGGGAACGAUCACAGAUCAUGUUGCCGUUCAGGUUCAGAAGGAGCACACGAGGAGGCAGUCUGGAGUUGACGAUUGCACUAGUGUUGGCACGUCGACCUCUCAUCUUGUCGGGGCCUGCAGCAGCCCGGCCGGUACACCAAAACAGGCUCAAUACGACACAUUUCCGUCCAGGAAUGACGCGUACAGUGCGGGUGAUGGUGCAGCUUCGAACAAGGACGGCAUCAUCCCCCGUUCAGGCGGGCUGAUUUCCCCUGGUUCUGGUGCAACAUGCAACGAAAUGGGAGGGGCUUCCGCAAACCUCAAUGACACAAAUCAUCAUAGCCUCAUCCUAAGAUGGGCUUUACUUCAGGAGCCAAAGAUUGCUGCCAAAUAUGCUACGAGCCAAGGAGGCACCAGUGCCGCUGAAAACAUCUGGUCAACCACUCACAGUCCGGGACGGAAGCGACAUUGGGACGGUACCCUCUGCAGCAAAAUACCUGUUGUGAUCCAAAAUGAAGCCUCGAGGCAAGCCAACAAUGGUAAUGGUGGUGAUCAGGAACACAAACGGUUCAGAAACAGUAUUUGA
Molecule: messenger RNA, 1179 nt
Organism: Metarhizium album ARSEF 1941
Lineage: Eukaryota; Fungi; Ascomycota; Sordariomycetes; Hypocreales; Clavicipitaceae
Exons: 1
Coding region: 1-1179 (392 amino acids)
Source: RefSeq, a predicted model, not a curated record